Molecule: messenger RNA, 526 nt
Organism: Lactuca sativa (garden lettuce)
Lineage: Eukaryota; Viridiplantae; Streptophyta; Magnoliopsida; Asterales; Asteraceae
Product: histone H4
Cellular component (GO): nucleosome
Molecular function (GO): DNA binding; protein heterodimerization activity; structural constituent of chromatin
Source: RefSeq, a predicted model, not a curated record
CCAAAUUCAAAACAUACGGUUCAACUCAAUUCACAGAGACACAGAAAGCAGAUACAGAAAAAUGUCUGGAAGAGGAAAAGGAGGCAAGGGAUUGGGAAAGGGAGGAGCGAAGCGUCACAGGAAGGUUCUCCGUGACAACAUCCAGGGGAUUACAAAGCCGGCGAUCCGCCGUCUGGCGAGGCGUGGUGGCGUGAAGCGUAUUAGCGGUCUUAUCUAUGAAGAGACACGAGGCGUGUUAAAGAUCUUCCUCGAGAACGUUAUUCGUGACGCUGUUACUUACACCGAGCACGCUCGUCGGAAAACUGUUACUGCCAUGGAUGUUGUCUAUGCCUUGAAGCGUCAGGGACGAACUCUGUAUGGUUUCGGUGGUUAGGGUUAGUUAAGGUUUAUAGAUUAGUUUCUAUCCUGUUUCAUUUACGUUUCCGAUUUGGUUAGUUUUUGUGUAGAGAUGUUUGUUAUAUCGGUAUAACUGAAGCUAGAUUCUGAUUUAAGAUGAAUUUUAAACUCACUUUCAUGUUAGUUUUCA